Molecule: messenger RNA, 699 nt
Organism: Miscanthus lutarioriparius
Lineage: Eukaryota; Viridiplantae; Streptophyta; Magnoliopsida; Poales; Poaceae
Source: the annotation of a GenBank genome assembly
AUGGCGUCCGAGCUCACCUACCGCGGCGGCGGGGCGUCCACGGCCGCCAGCGCCGGCGCCGGGGGAUACUCCCCGAAGCCAUCCAAACCGCUCGCGUGGCUGCCCCGCGCGGCCCGCUACGCCGUCGCCGAGCACCGCCCGCUCUUCGCGCUCGCCGGGAUGCUCAUCGCCGCCGCCGUCAUCUCCAUCGCCUCCUCGUCCGCCGCCUCCUCCUCAACCACCGGCGCCGCUGCCGUCUCGUCCUACUCCAAGAACAACAACAACAACAACAACCCGCUCGCCCGCUUUUCCGUCGAGCCCGCCCACCACCGCGACGUGGCCACGCGCCACUUCGUCGGCGGCAAGGUGCCGCUGGGCCUCAAGCGGAAGGCGCUCCGCGUCCUCGUCACCGGCGGCGCCGGCUUCGUCGGCAGCCACCUGGUGGACCGCCUCCUCGAGCGCGGCGACAGCGUCAUCGUCGUCGACAACUUCUUCACCGGCCGCAAGGACAACAUCCUGCACCACCUCAACGACCCAAACUUCGAGAUGAUCCGCCACGACGUCGUCGAGCCCAUCCUGCUCGAGGUCGACCAGAUCUACCACCUCGCCUGCCCGGCGUCCCCCGUCCACUACAAAUACAACCCCAUCAAGACAAUCAUAUCCUUUCUCUACAAAUUCCUUCAGUUCCGUUGCGUUCCUUUCCUUUCAUUUCCUCCAUGA